AUGGAUUCCAGGCCCAAGAGAGGAGAUGGACACUUCUUGUUUAAGGCAACCAAACCCCAUUUUUUCAAGAUAAUUCUUGAUGAUACCAUCUCUAGUAUGAAGCUUGGCAUUCCAAGAAAGUUUGUCAGGAGAUAUGGAAGUGAUCUGUCAAGUCCUGCAGUCCAGAAGGUCCUUAGUGGUGAACAAUGGAAGACUAUCCAUUCAGCAUCACCAAUGGAGAUAACGGGGAGCCUAAUGUUGAACAAGAAUUCCCAGAGCCAGAGAUUGGAGAAUGAAAAUGAUGUCUCAAUAUUGGGCCACUCCUUUCCAUCACCAAAAACAAAAGAUAAAUCACCAUUGCAAUUCCCUCAGCCUCAUAAGAAGAUGAAAGUAGAGAAUCCCACAGAAAACACAAACGCACAGUUGCCCACUGGAAAAUUUGAAGGCCUGUCCAAUGAGAAGAAAACCUUGGAUGGAGCUGUGGCGAGGAGAAGGCCAUUGACAGCUGAGGAGAAAGCUAAUGCACUUCACAGAGCAAGCACAAAUUUCAAAUCUGGAAAUCCUUACUUCAUGGUUGCAAUGCCGCCAUUAUUUCUUCAUAGCUUGAAUAUACCAUCAAGCGUUGCCAGGGAAUAUUUCAACAAAAGUGGGGCUGUCACCCUCAAUACAGUGGAUGGGAAAACUUGGCCUGUACUGUAG
This is a messenger RNA of Hevea brasiliensis (rubber tree), 678 nucleotides long. RefSeq names its product B3 domain-containing protein REM19-like. Bases 1 to 678 code for a protein of 225 amino acids. The transcript has 5 exons. NCBI's taxonomy places the organism in Eukaryota, Viridiplantae, Streptophyta, Magnoliopsida, Malpighiales, Euphorbiaceae. The record is from RefSeq and is a predicted model, not a curated record.